CUCUGCCUCCUUCCUCUUGGUGCAGCGAUGAAAGGAGAUGAGACCGCGGAUGUGCUAUAAAACCGUUUGUUAGACCUGAGAUAUUUUACCGCCAGCAAGAAGCCUGGUGAGCCCGCACCUCCCCGCUGUUUUUGUCGAAGAUAGAAAAUAUCUGCGUCAGAGGGGGACCUGAGUUAGCUGAGGGAGAGGGAGAGGGGGGUUUGUCGGCCCGCUGCAGUCUGAAUCACCGGAGACUCGCCCCACCGCUGGUUAGUCGUCGACGUCGUUUGUCUGUGGACUUGCGCAUCCUCUCAGAGGCAAAGAGCACCGGGAGGGGACGGGGGAAAGAGCCGUUUUUUGACUACCCUGCGCUGCUUGGCAGGGUAUGCUAAAGAAUGACCCAAAGGGACACACUGGUUCAUUUGUUCGCUGGAGGAUGCGGUGGUACAGUGGGCGCCAUUUUAACUUGUCCUCUGGAAGUGGUGAAGACCAGGCUGCAGUCCUCUUCCGUUACACUCUACGUCUCUGAGGUUCAGCUCAGCACAGUCAACGGAGCCAGUGUUGCCCGUGUUUCCCCGCCGGGGCCUCUGCACUGCCUCAAGUUAAUUCUAGAGAGAGAGGGACCUCGUUCACUCUUCAGAGGACUGGGUCCUAACCUUGUAGGUGUGGCACCUUCCAGGGCGAUAUACUUUGCGGCCUACUCGACAGCCAAGGAGAAGCUUAAUGGAGUGCUGGAGCCAGACUCUACCCAGGUGCAUAUGGUGUCGGCUGGGAUGGCAGGGUUCACCGCCAUCACAGCCACCAAUCCCAUCUGGCUGAUUAAAACCCGUCUGCAGCUGGACUCCAGGAAUCGUGGCGAGCGGCGUAUGAGCGCUUUUGAGUGCAUACGACGAGUGUACCAGAUGGAUGGCUUACGAGGUUUCUACAGAGGUAUGUCAGCCUCAUACGCUGGCAUCUCUGAGACUGUUAUCCAUUUUGUCAUCUAUGAAACUAUCAAGCGAAAAUGGCUUGAGUACAAGGCUCAGGCCAGCAUGGACGAAGAGGAGGAAUCUGUCAAAGAUGCCUCUGACUUUGUGGGGAUGAUGCUUGCAGCUGCCACCUCCAAGACCUGUGCUACCUCCAUCGCCUAUCCUCAUGAGGUGAUCCGCACACGACUACGAGAGGAAGGCAGCAAGUACCGCUCCUUCUUCCACACUCUGCUCACAGUAUCCAAGGAAGAGGGAUACCGGGCGCUGUACCGUGGCCUAACCACUCAUCUCGUCAGACAGAUUCCCAACACGGCCAUCAUGAUGUGUACAUAUGAGGUGGUGGUCUAUCUACUUGGCUGUUAGCCUAUCGUGAAUGUCUCUGCUCUGUUUAAACAUGGAGACCGUUAAGUGACUGAGAAAGAUGACCUUUUGCUGGAAACAGUGGCUAUGAAACGUCAAAAUGAAGAUUAAAGGAAACCCGAAGACACUCGUGUGGACCAGAAAAUGACAAAUUGAAAAAAGAUGAAGAAAGAGACAGGACCAUAUCGGCAUCAUCCCCACCAGCUCCCUUUGUUAGACUGCUGAAACGGCUAUAGAGUAAUGUUGGCAGAGGAGGUAACAUGGCCAGAAGUGCGGAGGCACUGACAGGGAAGCCACAGAAACAGUUUGGCACCUUGUGUCAACUCAAAGUUUAUUCAGUGUUCAGUGGACCUAACAGAAAGGAUUUAGCUGGCAUCCUUCUCUUUAGACAGAAGAUAAACUUUUUUCUUUUUUUUUAAAACUUUUGUAGAGAUACCGUGGGAGGAGAGUGCUUGGAGGCAAUUCAACUUGACAAGACAGAUGGAAACUAAAUGUAGGUCACUUUGAGUAAUCCAAAAAUCUCUGUUUGCUAUGUUUAGUCUGCACUUGCCUUAGUGCUGUGAUACCCCGGUACGAUUAACUGACUAGCAGCUGAGGCAGAAUGUUAGAAGGAAAGUUCGUAUGAUGUAAAGACGUCCCCUGAGCCACACACCGUUGCACUACAGAGAGCGUGGCUUCAAGCAUUCUCCUCCUAUGUCCCCUAGAGGGCCUGAAUCUCACACACAGCCAUGCAGAAACUGGCCAAAUACAAUGAAACACAAUGAUGAGCUUGUGAUAGUGACUGUCACUUGAGCACGUGACUGUGACACUAGUCAGUGUUGAUGAAGACUAUGUCAAAACGCUGGCCUCCAUUCAGUGUUUUAUUCCUCUGUGACGCAGUGCCUGGUGGUGACAUGUUUUUGCUGAAGGUGGCCUUCACCGUUUCAGUGUCGCUUGUUUGUAUCGUCGUUGUUCACAACUACCACCCAGCUGAAAUUAUUUAACUUGUUAGGGGCAUGAAGCAUGGGCAAAGGUAUAAACACGAUAAAUCUGGGUGUUGAUUGGGAUCACUUUCUUUGAAAUUGUGAGUUUUUAGUCUUAGGCGGUCUUACUAGUGCACUAUUUGGUAAAAAUUGAAAUCCGAUUGUUUCCAAGGCCAACUUUUGUCUCCGGUCACUGCUUAGGGCUUAAAAAUCUUUGAUAAAAACACGAGACCAACGUGUCCUGUUACUGAUGUGAAGCAUGCAACGCAACAAAAGGUACCAAGUAUCUUCUAUUAGCGUUGCUACUUGAAUAUAAUGUGACGGUUCGGGGAAAUAUUGGAGUCGGAGCAGAGUGAUGGAGUUUUAUCACCCCAUAGCCUGUUUGUACGUGAGUGUGUCUUUAUGUUUGUGUGUGUGUGUUUGAACAAUUUACAUGAUCUGUGUGUCCGUGCAUUUGCAGGCCUUUGCGCCUGCAUGUAUAAUAAAUAAUAACUACUCCAGAUCUCCCUCCACUAACUAUUAAUCCUGCAAGACACUGGUUUGGAGUACGGAGAAUCUCCUUUAUGAUACUGGGAGCUUUCAUUCCCACUUUCAUUCCAGUGCUUGCUUCCAGUGGCUUCCAACCGACCCGAUAACAUGCACUUUUGUGGCCUUUUAGGCUUGUGCUUUGCAUUUUUAUUGUGUGGACAGGUUAAACUUGUACAUUGUAAAGGAAAAAAAGUAUUACUGUAUAUCAAAAUGGUAUUUUGCGCAACUGUUCCUAGAGCAGAUCUAUUGUACAGUUAAGAGUUGUCUGUAGUUGUGAAGGAUGUCCACAUGUUUGUAAAUAAUAUAGAUACUGUGUAUGCAUAUCAAAUUUUUUUUCCUUUUUUCCCCCACCCUUAGACCCGUUUCUGAUCAUGCUGUAGUUUGCAUUAGCAAAUGAUUGUUUUCAUGGCUUUGACAUGAAUAUUGAUGUUGCUUGACUGAUUUUUCUUGUGUUUGUGUGUUGCUGUAAGCUGUCGCGCUUACACGUAGUUUCCAAAAGCUGCUCAACCAAUACAAAAUGUAAGCAUAUGAGCCACAGUAUUGUUUUGUCGUCCAUCAAAGUGUUCCAGUUUGCAACGUUUGGAUGUUUCUGUCAUUUUGUCUGUUUACAUUGUUUCGUACCUUCUAUCAGAUUUUGUUUGGUUCUCCUCAGUUUUUUUUUUUUUUUUAAGAAUAUAAAAAUGGAAGUUAAUUUAUUGUGAGCUUAAAAACUGGAAUCAUCUUUCUGUGAUGGUACCAUUGCUGCGUAGGAUGAUUACAAAUUUUGUUACGGGAAAGGUUUAUUGGUGAGACUGUGAAGUUGCCCGUUUAACUGACCACUUGAAGAGGUUCACGAAAAGAUGACCUUUUGGUAAAAUUUGGCACUUAUUAUCUUUCAAAUUGUGUUUAAGCUUUAAUCAGAAUUUCCCUUGCAUACAGAAUUAUGUCAAGUUUAACAAAGCACUGUGCUUUUCCCCAAAGUAUUUUUCUCCAGUUAAAAGAAAAGAAAAUCUAAUAAUUGAUGCAUUGUGUUCUUGAACACUCAUUUCCCUCAUUUGAGUUGCAGCAUCAUUUCAGAGGCAAACUGAAGUGUUGUAACUUGUUAUUGAUAUUUAGUCUCCACCGAGUUGCAGCCCCUCCCCCUAAUUAAACAAAACAAAUCAAAACAUGCUAACCAAUUUUAACAUCCCAUGUUUUUCCUAAAAACACUAACUAGCUGUUUUUCUUCAGACAACUGGACAAACAGUGCAAACAUUUACAUUUUGUUACCUCUAAUUUCAAAGGCUGAAUGCAAUUUAUUGUCUCUAGCCUGUGUGCUCGGUCAGAAUGCAGACUCAAGUUGGGUUUACUGAAAACCCAACUUGAAGCUUGUUCUUGUCCAGUUCAGUCAUGAAAAUGUUUGUUUUUGUUUUUUAAAGCAAAAUUAAAUAAACAUUCAUU
Molecule: messenger RNA, 4216 nt
Organism: Pundamilia nyererei
Lineage: Eukaryota; Metazoa; Chordata; Actinopteri; Cichliformes; Cichlidae
Gene: slc25a36a
Product: solute carrier family 25 member 36a
Exons: 7
Coding region: 375-1310 (311 amino acids)
Biological process (GO): pyrimidine nucleotide import into mitochondrion
Cellular component (GO): mitochondrion
Molecular function (GO): pyrimidine nucleotide transmembrane transporter activity
Source: RefSeq, a predicted model, not a curated record